CGUGGUGACGCACGGGGGUUGCGGUCGGUGCGGGUGGGAUGGCGGCGGCGGACGGAGCGGCCCCGCAGCCGGAGACCCCGCGGCGAGGCCCGGCGGGGGGCGGCGAGGAGGAGACGGCGGAGGUGGAGCUGGCGGCGGAGCUGGCGGCUCGGCGCAGCCCCGGGGCCCGGCGGUUGGUGCUGUCGCCGCGGCGGCUGUCGGGCCCGCUGCCCGCUGGGCUGUCGCACUGGUUCCCGGCCCUGGAGGUGCUGGACGUGAGCGGGACGGGGCUGGCGGAGCUGGGCGAGGAGCUGCUGGCCCUGCCGCGACUCCACACGCUCCUGGCCAAGAACAACCGGCUCGGUGGGCCCGGCUCCCUGCCCAAGAGGCUGGGGCAGGCCCCGCUCGGCCGCUGCCUCCGCGUCCUCAACUUCAGCGGGAACCGGUUCGCUGAGGUGCCGCCCGGCCUGCUGGAGCUCCGCGGGCUGCAGAGCCUCAGCCUCGGGGGGAACCGGCUCCAUGGCAUCCCGCCGGACAUCCAGGAGCUCCGCAGUUUAGAGUUUCUAUACCUUGGAGGGAACUUCAUCACUUCAAUUCCACCUGAAUUAGCAAACCUGCCUUCUCUAAGCUACCUAGUUCUGUGUGACAACAAGAUCCAGAGCAUUCCACCUCAGCUGGCACAGCUGCAUUCCCUGCGCUCCCUUAGCCUGCACAACAACCUGCUGACGUACCUUCCUCGAGAGAUCCUUAACCUGGUUCAUCUGGAGGAGCUGAGCUUGCGUGGGAACCCGCUGGUGGUUCGCUUUGUCCGUGACCUGACCUACAACCCCCCAAGCCUUCAGGAGCUGGCUGGGCGCACCAUUAAAACUCGCAAUGUUCCCUAUGCUCCCAGCGACCUUCCAGAGAACCUUGUCCGGUACCUGAGCCUGGCCAGCAAUUGUCCCAAUCCUAAAUGCGGGGGUGUCUACUUUGACAGCUGUGUCAGACAGAUCAAGUUCGUUGACUUCUGUGGGAAGUACCGGCUCCCGCUGAUGCACUACCUGUGUUCCCCGGAGUGCUCCUCACCCUGCAGCUCUGCCUCCCAGAGCUCCACUUCCCAGAGCGAGUCCGACUCCGAGGAUGAAGCCAGCGUCGCUGCCCGCAGGAUGCAGAAAGUCCUCCUGGGAUAACGGGAAGGAAAACGUGUCUGAAAAGCAAUAAUGGACCAGCAAAGCGUGAGCCUCUGGUCUGAAGGGCUCAUGAGAAACUGUCCUCAAGUUUAUGUAAGGGGCAGAGUAUCUUAGCAAGCCUAGGCUUGCUUGGUGCAGUGCUGCUUAGGAGAACUAACUUGGUGGCAUACUGCCUGUAGGGUGCCUGGGGUUGCCAGAAACAGCUCCUGUCUGGGAGACUGCUCCCCCCUCUCCCUUGUACAGGCUGGGGGGAGGGGGUUGUUCUCACUGGCAGAUUGAGAAAGGUUUUAAUACCUGACACUUCACUGGAUUUGAGUCAUCCUGCAGAGCAAAGGAGACUCUCCGGAGCUCUUAGCACUGUGGUAAAUCAGAAGCAGGCUAAUGAUGCCAUGUGAGUAUGUAUGGACCCCAGUGUUUUAUAUAGCAUUUUGAUUCUUUGCUGUCUCCUUCAAUUUCAGUCACAGGUUUCACACCCAUCCACUAAAAAUGGGAACUGGGUUUUUUCAGGAGUAGGCUUUUCCAGACUCUGGUUACUCUGCCUUUGCUUAGAGGUGUAGGGUUUCUGUGCUGUUAAAGACGUUACAGCCCUCAGAGAGCUGAGACACCUUUUUUAAUCCCUUCUUAUACCAAGCUGCUCUUAGUGUUUCCUCCUAACUGUAUUUGUCAUUCCCUCCCUCUGUCUCUUCCCAUUACACCUGAAGCAUUGCUGUCUUUAUGGUGCCUUUAGAAAACAGACAGGUUGUCCUGUUGAGACUUGGUAUUACUUCACACUUGUGGCCAUACAUGCCUGUGCGAGUGACCAGGUGUGAUGCUCUGUAUCGUGUUUUUGAGUCUCAGCUUACUGGAGCAAAUCUGCAUUUAUAUCUGUGAAUUGCAGGAAAGGUGUUGAUUGCCAUUUCUUGUUUCUGAACAGCCAUGUCCCCCUGCUGCAGCCAGCUCUGCUAUGCUUGGUACAGUUACUUUCUGUGCUUAAGAUUAUCUGCUUAAAGUAGGCAGCAGCUUAAUGAAUUGGAAGUACUGAGAGAGGUGCAGUGGAGAAUGCUUUGGGGGUUCUUUUCUUACAACGUGAGAGGAAAAGCCGUUAGGGAGGCUGAGCUGCGUUGUCUGAACACCUUGCAUGAGGUGGUUUUGAAACCUCUUCCUUAUUUAUUUGUUUGCAUUUGCUCUUGUUAUAAUAGCUUUGGCAGCCUGUUGGAUGUUCAGAUAGCACAUUCGGUUAUCUUAAACUGUGUUUAAAGUACCAAGAAACAGCUUAUAAAACACCAUGAAUUGACAGGUAUCUGUAAAUCUUUAUGGGGCUGCUGUAUGUUUUGCUCAGUGAGAGCUGCCCUUUUAUUAAUACUUCAUGGCAGACAGUCCUCUUGAUGCAGUUUCAGAUAGAGCAAAUGCAACUGUGCCUUUGAAUGCAUGAGCAGAGCAAACACAUUGUGCUGAGAAGCUCAAUGAACAAGAGCAGCUUUCCUUCACCCACUUUGGCCCUAUGGGGGAAAUUAAAACCCUGUGCUGCUCUCCUGUAUUCAGAAAACAGAUGUGCCUAUUUGAAUAUCUUAUGGCAGCUCUGUGUUAAUGCUCCUGUUUAAUUAUAUUUGACACUUUAUAUGUUAAAGCACUUUGAUAAUUCUACUCUUUGUAAGUAGCUUUAGUGAUUUAUUUUUUGUUUUAAUUAGACUCCAGUUUUUCCUUUCAUGUGACCUGAAGAACAAGGUCCAUGAAACUUUGUAUGUUCCAGUCUGUCUCGGUGUGCAGGUUGAGCUUCUUGCCUUGCAUUUCCUUGUCAGCACUGCUCAUUUCCCUGGAAAUGGAACUGGAAUUUGAAAGAAGUGAUCUGGUUAUAGAACAGCACCUCAUCCGUUAGUAAUCAUUGCAACUCAGUCUGAAGAUUUCCCACAUGCACAGAUCCAUCCACAAGGAACUCAACUGCACAUGUGCAUGCUUUGUGCCUUUCCAAAUAACUUUCCAAGUAUCUUUUUAAGCCACGGUAGGGUGGAUAUGCAAAGCAACUGGAUGUCACUUUAGCAAAUUCCAUGAGGUUUGCUUGGGAAGAAGAUCCCACAGGUUUUGAGAGGAACUGACUGCAUGCUGGUAGUUAAAUUGGGAUCCAGCAAGUGGCCUGUGUUUUGUUCUUCAUCUCCUCUUUCAGAUGCUUUUUCCUGUCCCAAAUGAAUGUG
Messenger RNA from Melopsittacus undulatus (budgerigar), 3316 nucleotides. RefSeq names its product leucine rich repeat containing 58 (gene LRRC58). The transcript has 4 exons. The coding region runs from base 39 to 1148 and encodes 369 amino acids. Gene Ontology annotation, molecular function: protein binding. Gene Ontology annotation, biological process: signal transduction. The record is from RefSeq and is a predicted model, not a curated record. Lineage: Eukaryota; Metazoa; Chordata; Aves; Psittaciformes; Psittaculidae.